Molecule: messenger RNA, 1350 nt
Organism: Penicillium cataractarum
Lineage: Eukaryota; Fungi; Ascomycota; Eurotiomycetes; Eurotiales; Aspergillaceae
Product: trans-hexaprenyltranstransferase
Exons: 2
Coding region: 1-1350 (449 amino acids)
Biological process (GO): ubiquinone biosynthetic process; isoprenoid biosynthetic process
Cellular component (GO): transferase complex
Molecular function (GO): prenyltransferase activity
Source: RefSeq, a predicted model, not a curated record
AUGCGGGCUCGCACACUUUCGGCCGCCGGCCUGACCAUCACGCGGACUUCCUCAACCUCCGUGUGCUCCCAAUGCCUUCGCGAUGACCUCCGUUUGACCCAGUCCUUCAUCCAAUCUCGCAAAUACCGCCCUGGUCGCCGGCAAGAUGCCUCUCCAUUCGGUGCAGCAGCCACCGCGGCCCAGGCCAUCUUCAAGGGCCUGCCGAAAGCACCUCCGGGCGUUUCGGUUGACCCGUUGCGAAUCGUGGGCAAGGAAUUGAAGUUCUUGAGUAAUAAUAUUCGCCAAUUAUUGGGGUCGGGACACCCAGCGCUGGAUAAGGUGGCCAAGUACUAUACUCGCAGCGAGGGAAAACAUAUGCGGCCAUUGCUGGUUUUGCUCAUGUCCCAAGCCACGGCUCUCGACCCGCGCAAAGACCUGACCAGAACGCCAAACACAAAGCCCGUCGAUAUCUCUCUCAGCCCGCUCUCCAUUCUCGAGGACGCAAACCCAGACACCGAUCCCGUCGUACCCAAGCCCGGCGAGGUCCAGAACAGCUUCAUUGGCGAUGACAACAUCCUGCCGAACCAGCGCCGGCUGGCGGAGAUUACGGAACUUAUUCAUACCGCCUCUCUCCUUCAUGACGACGUAAUUGAUAAUGCGGAGACCCGUCGUGGCAGCGCCUCGGCGAAUAUUGAGUUUGGAAACAAGAUGGCGGUGUUGGCUGGCGAUUUCCUGCUGGGUCGGGCGUCUGUGGCACUGGCCCGGCUGCUAGACCCGCAAGUGAUUGAGCUUAUGGCAACUGUGAUCAACAACCUGGUGCAGGGCGAGUUCAUGCAGUUGAAGAACACUGCUAAGGACGAGGCCAAGCCCGUGUACACCAACAAUACCGUGGAGUACUACCUGCAGAAGACCUAUCUGAAGACUGCCAGUCUUAUUAGCAAGUCCUGCCGCUCUGCUGCAGUUCUCGGUUGCAGUGCUCCCGAAGUCGUUGAGGCUGCUUACGCCUAUGGUCGUAACCUCGGUCUUGCGUUCCAGUUGGUCGAUGACAUGUUGGAUUAUACUAUUACGGCAGCUGAGUUGGGCAAGCCCGCUGGUGCCGAUUUGGAGUUGGGUCUUGCUACUGCUCCGCUCUUGUUCGCGUGGAAGAGCAACCCUGAGCUUGGUCCUAUGGUUGGCCGUAAGUUCAGCAGAGAGGGUGAUGUUCAACGGGCUCGUGAGCUUGUCUACCAAAGCAAUGGCGUCGAGCAAACCCGUGCCCUGGCCCAAGACUACGCCGACAAGGCCGUGGCCGCCAUCAGUGACUUCCCCGACAGCGAUGCUAAGGCUGGACUGAUCGAGAUGGCCGAGAAGACCAUGAAGCGACGGAAGUAA